This is a messenger RNA of Aureobasidium pullulans EXF-150, 2145 nucleotides long. RefSeq lists its product as uncharacterized. Gene Ontology annotation, cellular component: microtubule organizing center. The transcript has a single exon. NCBI's taxonomy places the organism in Eukaryota, Fungi, Ascomycota, Dothideomycetes, Dothideales, Saccotheciaceae. The coding region runs from base 1 to 2145 and encodes 714 amino acids. The record is from RefSeq and is a predicted model, not a curated record.
AUGACAAACCCAGCAUCUCCAUACCUUCUUGAUCGCCUUCAAGCGCGUCGCGCCAUCCCCGCUACCCGGUCACGUCGCUCAGACUCAGGUCCAAGACUUACAGGUCUGGACGAUGACUUAUUUCUCGACGAGGCUAGAUCCUCUGGCAAUGACACCCUAGUGACAACACCUAAGAAUAGGCAUACACCUACGAAUGCCACUGCCUCUCUCGGCGCACGCGAAAUUGAGAAGCGCAUGGACAAAUUGUCCAAACUCAAUUUCGACCUGAAGCUGGAGCUCUUUCACUGUAGAGAACGCAUGGCCAAGAUGCAAGAGAACUGCAAACUACUUGCAUCACGCGCCGAGGAUUCGAACAGACUUGUCGAAGAGAACGCCACACUUCUUGAUCUCAAUGACAGCCUAGUCAAGGAACUGGAGCACCGAGAUGAAGCUGUGCAAGAAGCUGUCACCAUUAUCUGUGACUUGGAGGAAAGGCUUGAACGAGCACAAAUAUCACAACAGAGCCACCAUGAUUCUCCAGGAAACCUUAUGCCGCCACGACGCUCGUCCCUAUCAACUUGCCCCGUACUAUCACCACACAAGUCUGAUACAUCGGCAUGUAUGCGACCUGCUUCUGCGAGCCCACCAAGGCGUGUCCCGUCUUUCGUGGGCGACAAGAAAUCGAACGCUCGUGCUUUGCGAAGCGUUUAUUUGGAGCCAACGCCAAAAUUGCAUGCUGUAAAAAGCUUCGCCUCUCUGAUGUCGCAAAGAGAGGAUGUUGAUAAGUCCGUCUCGGAGGUUGAUACACUAGACUCACCACGAUUGAGUGUGUUGAGCAAGAGCAGUUUCCCAAGCAUCUAUGAUCUACACAGAAACCAGGACAUCGUCGAAGGUGAGGCGAAUGUUAGCCAGCUGGAUGCUAUUUCACGCAAUGCUGGCAACAAGCAUGACUCGGACAGUGAUAUCAACUCUUGGAUCCAGGUGCAGACACCACAACCACCUGUGCUCUAUUCAGGCCAGGGACAAUUCCAGCAAUCACAAUCAGACCCCGAUCGCAACCAAUACACAUCGCAAACGACAGAAUUGUCGCACAACAAACAAAAAAGGACUCCAUCGCUGAAGGGCUCAUCUUUCGGUGGAGCCUUACUACCUCCGACUCCAGAUAGCGCAAGUACUAGCGUUCUACAGGACUCAUACAUGAAUGGCCCAUCAGAUUUAAAGGUGCCACCAAGGAUGAGUGCAAACUUGGCCAACGCUGCAAAGCACGCAGCACUGCUACACACACCCGAGACACCUGGCGUUGCAGACAUGAGCAAGCUCCAUUCAAGACACUACACAGAUGGUCCUAGCUGGUCGAACAGACAUAGCGCAUCUCUUUCAUCCACUGACGAGGAGGACGAAUAUUAUGAACAAUCAGACAGUAAUACGAACGCCAGGACUGGUAGUGCCGGGUCUGAUGGAUCGUACCCUAAUGGCGGAUCGAUCGUCAAAGGCACACCAUCCAGAUUUCAAGUGCGUCGCAAGAUCUCCCCUGCUAGAGAUAUGCUUUACGACGGAGAAGGGGCCCGCCAGGCACCGCUUCAACGCCCAAACACUUUGGAAAGGGGAACAUCACAGUCACAGAACAACAACAACAGGGGUCAUCGGCGAAUGGAUCGCUCAGAGACGACGCCAAACCUUACAGCCAUACAGACACCACCAGAUCCGCUGCAGAGGAACAACUCCGCUUCCAGGUCGUCUGAAAUGCGCCCACAACGAAUGGAGCGAUCAGAGACCACGCCCAACCUGAUGACAAGUAUGCAAGUGUCGCAUUGGCCAACUCCACCAAGCUUCCAACCGGGACCUCCGAUCAAAUCGCAGUCAAACAAUGGAGGUGGUGUACGCGCAGCAAUCUCUCAGAAAACAAACAAACUUCUCCGUCGCAUGAGUGAACACCACACUUCAUCCUCCGAUCAGUCAUCAAGACUUGGCCGCCUCUCGCCUUCUAAGCGACCAAAUACCUCGACCUAUGGCGGCAGCAGUGGCAGCGACGACUCACUGGCCAUGCAAGCAGCCAACCAAGCUAUCACCACACGUAACCUCGUCGUCGCUCCUGGUGGCAGUGCAGAAGCCAAGAGUCCCAGUCGCAGUUUGUUCUCUCGUGCGGCGGGCAGCUUGAGACGAUAG